Molecule: messenger RNA, 1069 nt
Organism: Anastrepha ludens (Mexican fruit fly)
Lineage: Eukaryota; Metazoa; Arthropoda; Insecta; Diptera; Tephritidae
Exons: 2
Coding region: 24-377 (117 amino acids)
Source: RefSeq, a predicted model, not a curated record
UGGAUAGUGGUUGUUCCUCUCACAUGAGUUCCAACAAAAACAACUUCACUAACUUCAAAGAAAUAAGCAAAACACUUAGUUUGGCAAAUAGCGACACAGCGAAUAUCGCUGGCAUAGGCAACGUCAGGGUUGUUAUUAACGAAGAAGGGAAAGAAGCACCGAUAAAAUUCGAACAAGUUAUGUACGUGCCAGAUCUGAGAACAAAUUUACUUUCAGUCUCGAAGAUUACAGAAAAGGGAUUUGAGGUAAUAUUUAAGCGAGAUAAAGCACUUAUUAUAGAGAAAGUUCACAGCCGACAGCAAAUAUUUCUGAAGCGAAGCCUAUCAACCUUAACACCUGGCAUAUUCGUAUGGGUCACCUCAAUGAAACCGAUUUAAAACGUGCCGCAGGUAUGGUACAUGGUAUGAAUUUUGACAGCAAUGAAAAAUUAGCGACUUGUGAGAUUUGUGUUAGCCAAAAACAAACACAAGAGAGCUUUCCUAAGCAAAGUGAGCAGCGUACCACAGAACUGCUUGAAAUUGUGCACACUGAUGUCUGUGGGCCUAUGAGGGUUUGUUCACACUCAGGUGCGAAAUAUUUUGUGACAUUCACGGACGAUUUUUCUCGUUACAGUGAAGUUUAUUUUAUAAAACGAAAGUCCUACGUACUGCCAAUGUUUAAAAUUUUCAAAAAUUCUGCCGAAACAUUCACAGGAAAGAAAAUAAAGUUUCUCCAAUCAGACAACGGCUUAGAAUAUAUUAACGGCAACUUUCAAAAAUAUCUGGACGAUUGUGGAAUUAGGAGGCGGUUGAGUGCGCCUUAUACACCACAGCAAAACGGCAUCGCAGAACGAAAAAAUAGAACGCUUUUGGAAAUGUCUAGGUGCAUGUUGGCGCAGGCGAAUCUACCAGGGACAUUUUGGGCAGAAGCAAUUAACACAGCGAACUAUAUCAGAAAUAGGUGUCCAACUAAAGUUCUUAAAAGUGAGGUACCGUUAAAACUCUGGUCGGGGAAAACCCCCACAGUUGUUCAUUUCAGACCGUUCGGUGCUAAAUGUUACGUGUUGAUGAAAGGCAACCAAAGCGGUAAA